AUGUGUGUGGGCGCGGCGGGACGCAAGGGCGGCGGCGGAGAAGGUGUGUGGAAUGCGGUGGAGGUGGUGAAGCAGCAAGGCGGAAUGGUAGGCAGGCUGCUGCUGAUGAUAGGGACAGCUCAUCAAGCAGACCCUGCUUCGGGCCAGCGCACGCACGGCAGGGAAGCAGUCGGUAGCAGUCAGUCAGUAAUAGCAGGCGUCGUAAGGGCGAACAAGGCAACGAGAAGCGAAGAACAGAACUGCAGGCAGAGAACCGGUCUGAUGCCCGCCAGACACAGACAGACAAACGAGCUGGACGACGACGAAUAA
This is a messenger RNA of Zasmidium cellare ATCC 36951, 309 nucleotides long. RefSeq lists its product as uncharacterized. The record is from RefSeq and is a predicted model, not a curated record. The coding region runs from base 1 to 309 and encodes 102 amino acids. The transcript has a single exon. NCBI's taxonomy places the organism in Eukaryota, Fungi, Ascomycota, Dothideomycetes, Mycosphaerellales, Mycosphaerellaceae.